This is a messenger RNA of Microthlaspi erraticum, 384 nucleotides long. The record is from the annotation of a GenBank genome assembly. NCBI's taxonomy places the organism in Eukaryota, Viridiplantae, Streptophyta, Magnoliopsida, Brassicales, Brassicaceae.
AUGGAUUUCAUCAAGACCAGUUCCCUGCGUGCUCUGAUUGAGUUAACUUUCCAACGCAACUGGAAUGGCCUAAUUUGGAUGAGUAGAAAAGGAGUUAUAACCAAAAGAGUGAAGACUGUCCAGACGGCUCUAUCGAGAAUCAGCGCCCAACCGCGCAGUCCGGCUGGCCGAGAAACUAUUGUCCGCGGUCGGCCAAAGCUUCAAACGUUCACGCCACGCCGCGCACGACCAUGCCGCGCGAGCCGGGAAACAAGGCCUCGCGGCCGCGCAACCCUUCGCGUACCACGGCCGAUGCAUCCGUCCGAGCCGGGAAAGAACGUCCCACGUCCGGCCGAGAAACCAUCGGCCAAAUCUCAUCCGCUCGACCACGCCGGCCGACCGUGA